Molecule: messenger RNA, 201 nt
Organism: Rhizopus microsporus ATCC 52813
Lineage: Eukaryota; Fungi; Mucoromycota; Mucoromycetes; Mucorales; Rhizopodaceae
Exons: 2
Coding region: 1-201 (66 amino acids)
Source: RefSeq, a predicted model, not a curated record
AUGUCGGAACGAGUCAAAGAUGCACUGAUUGCUUGUCUGUUACCCUAUAUCCGCAAUACCAGAGAAAGCCAGUGGUACGCUCUCUCUCGUACAUCGCUUUGGAAAACGGUGCUGUCUACUACUGAAGAACCCGAUACUCGCUCACUCAAUGAAGUAUUGAUCAGAACAGUAGAAAAUUAUAAGAGAAGUAUAAGUCAAUGA